AUGGCGGCUUUCACUGACACAAUGGACGUACAGUAUAUUUAAUACACAGUCUACUGAUGUUAGAAGGCAUUUUGGAGAAACUUAUAACGUUUGACAGAUAAUUUAGACAGAAGCAAAGAUACACUGUCCUCGAUUGAAAAAUAAAUCAUAAAACAUAACAUUUAAUGGUAAUUCUUAGAUAAAAAACACACACACCACUAAGUAAACCUAAAUAUGUGAACAAAAAAAGAAUUAGUGAGGGAACGUAACAAAGUAAUAAGGUCAGUAAUUAUAUAUAGGAAAACCUACAUAUGCCACGUAGGAUGCACAGCAUUGAACUGAAAUAAACAGGCUUUUAAAAAAUCCCAGCCUGAGUGGUCUCUGGGAGUAACUACAUUGUUAUAUCAAAAAGAAGAAGCAAAGGUGAAAUUGAAACCGUAUCAUAACCAGAGAAAGAUUUAACAGCAAUCAGAAAGCUGUAACGUUAUGAGAAAAAUACUGAGUAUCGCCUAAACAGUUAUUUGAAAUGUCAGGAGGAUAAAUAUAGUGUGACGGGCCGCCUGGCACCCCGACCGGGUACCUCCAUCAAUCGCUGCUUCCUAGCACUUGUGAGCACCAUAAGCACUGCACUGGAACACUAUAACCACCGCAGCCCCUUAGCCGCCGCAGCUUGGCUGGGGUCUCACCGUACCAUCUCACCCUGGACCAAACUCCUGGAUCCAACUCCCAGUGAGACAACCUCUCAUCCGAGAGAGUAUAGCAGAUAUAGCAGUGUAGCUCUUACAAGAGCUAGUGAUGAUAAUUCAAGGGAGUAUAAGAGUAUAGCAAUCCCCAGAGUGUGAAUAUAGCUCUCCAAUCCCCCAAACAUGAGCCUAGACUUCAUGAAGGGUAAAAGGAAUCUGUUUAAUGGCAGCCACAGCUGGCCUUAUAUGCAGGUACCCAUGCAAGGGCACCCCCCGUGGACCUGAGAGUAGACUACAGUAAAAAACAUACACACGAUUACAUUGGCUCUUGGGUCCAGGACACUCCCAUACAAAAUAGGUCAAUCCCUCCUCUGUACUGGAAGAUAAUUGAGUCAGCACUGUGUUAAACUUAAUUAUCUCCAGGCACAGAAAACAUACAUUUUUACAAAACCCCAAAAUACCUUUAAGAAUAUAUAAAACCCCCUGUUACAUCCCCUGAUAGCUACGAUCUGAGUGACCAACAAAUUCAAAAAUCUCCCAGAUCAGUUCAGGGGUUCAGGAUUUUCCUGGAAGUCAUAAUUUUGACCGACCGUGCACAUGGUCCUAUGCCUAAAACAAUUCCAGGGAAGCAGGGCUAACGGUCCGUUUCUCUCUUUCUGGAGUACAAAAGUAUAUAAAUCACACGAACAGAGCCUUUUAACCCCUUAAGGACACAUGACAUGCCUGACAUGUCAUGAUUCCAUUUUAUUCCAGAAGCUUGGUCCUUAAGGGGUUAAAGUGCAUUGGGCAAUGUAUAUUGCAGGAUCCAUAGUCCUGAUGCAGGAGCUUGUGGCAAAUGACCAAACCAAAGGGCGUUUGACACAUAUAGUAAAUCCUAAUGAAAUCCUAGAUAAUAGCAGAUAGAAUCCUGCAGUGCUACCUGAAUGACAGGUGGUAUGAAAACAUUACUGAACCGAAUAAUAAAUAAGGAAGACGCAGGAGCAGAGAGAGACUAGUCUAAAGUCGAAAGGAUAAAUCUGUGCCUUGGAGGGCACAUUGUCAUAUUUAAAUAACUAGUCUAUCCAUUGUACAGCGCUAUGGAAUUUGCUGGCGCUAUAUAAAUAAUAAUAACUGCCCGACAGAUCACCUAAUCUCCAGCAGAUAAAAGAAAGCAGUAUUAGGUGUAAUGAUAAAUCACGGUCUCGGAUCUCUUGCAGGAGACCAGUAUCGCUGCUACUGAUUCAAUAUCACCUCUGCGUCUUCUUUUUUGAUAUAACAAUGUAGUUACUCCCAGAGACCACUCAGGCUGGGAUUCUUUAAAAACCUGUUUAUUUCAGUUCAAUGCUGUGCAUCCUACGUGGCAUAUGUAGGUUUUCCUAUUUAUAAUUAUUGACCUUAUUACUUUGUUACGUUCCCUCACUAAUUCUUUUUUUGUUCACAUAUUUAGGUUUACUUCGUGGUGUGUGUUUAUCUAUGAAUUACCAUUAAAUGUUAUAUUUUAGGAUUUAUUUUUGCUCCUUCUCUGUCCUGUCAUUUUCCUCGAUAUCAAUAGCUUCCAAUGUUUUCUUUAAACAAAAUGUUUGACAGAUAACAUGCAGCAGAUCUGUAGAGAUUUGAUGAUCAGAUGUGUGAACGUUCCAAGUUAUUCUGUUUGUGAUUCUCUGACAGGCUCCAGCGACUCCUUUCCCUGGCCCUGCGACGGGUUCAGUUUUUGGAGACUCAGGUGAGGAAAUUGUUGACUAUAUGCAAAACAGAUAGAAAUCAAUUUGUUUAGAUUGACGGUUUUACGAAUGGCGCAUGUUUGCAUAGACCCAAAAUGUCCCACUUCCAAUUGGUUGGAACAGACACACUUUGCCUUAACUAAUGCAGUGGGAAGAGUCUAAUUAAGGAAUGCACAGAGUUUUAGUGCAUACUGUAUAUAUUAAAACAUUUGAAGAACGGGUCACUGAGCCAAUUCACAAUAGAGGAAUGAUUUGACAUGCUGACACAUGAACCACUCAGGAUUAUUCACUGAAUAAUGAAAUGUAACAGGUCUGAAUAGCAACAUUUAGGCUAAACCAGUCAAACUGUGAUCAUAGCGGAGUUAGAGACUUUUUCCAUAUCCACUAUUUUGGCCUUAAUUGUGCCAUUUAAAUUUCAAUACAUUACAGGCCAGAGUUUAAUGAAUAACUGACUGUGUUAAUAAAACAAGUAUGUGCCAAAUACUGCAAUCCUACAUCACUUAUUAUUAUGAGAUUUCAUGUAAUUCUCUGAUUUCUCUCCCCAGUUACAGCAUUUCAGAAACUGGGAAGGCUUUUCUGCCAAACUUUCGGUGAGUGGAAUUGAUCUUUCCAUAAACUGCACUUCACUUACUUGUGUUUUGUGUCCUUAAUGUUUAUUAAUGUUCUCUCCCUCUGCAGAGCACAGGGCACACCGAUAUAUCACAGAUGUUACACAGAUUAGACCUGGAAAGGUAAGACAAGACACUAUUAUAGCUCUCCAUACCCUGACCAUGCGUGGGAGUUUUACAGUAGGAAGUGUGAUUUAUUACUGAGGAAAUGUCCUUUAUUGAGUUUGUGAGAUCCAUGGGGGCACAAUCUGUAUAAUUCCUUCCCUGCCCAAAACUCGCCUUUCAGUAAUCACUCCUUUUAUUGAGUAAGAGUGAGAGGAAUGCAACACUAACUUUAAAAUUAAAUAUAUUUAGUUAAAGGUAUUCCUUUAUUGUUUUAGAUUCAGCCCCUAUCUUCCCCCAUUUUAAUAAAAAAAAAAAAAAAGUAAAGCCAUUAGACUUACUUGUUAACCAGCGCCAGGACUAGUUCCUCCCUGCAGUUGCUCCACCUUUUAUGAGAUCAUCAGUAUUGAUGAUCUUUUUCCAAUCCAAGGAUUCUCAUAGAGAAGCAUUGAAGACAUUCGCCAUAUGCAUGUAAACGUCUGUCCCCCUAAUCCGAUGGUCUCAUAGAGCUUGGUGGUGUCAUGCUGGGUGCGUAGAUUCCCAAUGUGAGGACAUAAGAAAUUUGGAAGGCUUUCAAUGAGGAAGCACUCUAGAGCAGGGGUUCUCAACCCAGUCCUCAGGACCCCCCCUACCAGUCCAGGAUUUGGGGAUUACCUGGGGGUGUCUCAGGUGUUUAGAAAAAGGGGAAAAAACACCUUAGACUCUAAGGUGUUUUUUUUUCUUUUUCUAAACACCUUAGACACACCCAGGUAGGGGGUCCUGAGGACUAACGUUGAGAACCCCUGCUCUAGAGGAACAGUUUAUGACAAAUGUUGCCAUUUCUCUGGAGGUGGCAGGGUCAAGAAGUAAUGUGGCCAGUGAAUGGACAGCUGGACUGGCCACAUUCUGCUUGUGUAGGUCUUUGAAUUCCACGACUGACCUGUGUCUGGAAGUCGGAGAGCCCUCUCUGUGAUGUUUUGCAUAGUAAUAUGUUUGCUCAUGUUGUUCCAGGGCAGAUGGACACAUUGCAAAUGGCGAAAACAAGGAAGAAACUAAUGAAAACUCGUCAUUCACAGGUACAGAUAUCAUGUUGACAUCGUUGUUAUACAGACUCUGUGAUCAUAUUGUUCUGAGCUUUCUUCAAUACAUUUCAGAGUUGCUUGAAGACACCUCACACAGGUACUAAAGAGGAACCAGUAACAUUCAUGAAGAGGGCUUACUACAAAUGGGGGAAACAUCUUGAAGAACGUGAUUUGUCGAAGUUUAUUUUCAUACAUCCACUCAGGGACGUUGCAGUAGUGAAACAACAAAGUACUAUUCUCAGUAAUCAGGUGGUUUCAUUGUAGUGAGCUUGUGCACAAAGACUUUGCUCUCUGUUUCAGGGUCUAUUGGAUCCCAAAUACACUAAGCAGGUUUAGUUUUUUGUAAAGACCGCCCAAGUGAUAGGUCCUCUUGCAUGGUGGCUCCACAGUGGACAGAGUUACCAAAAUCUCUCCAUUCACCUGCCAACAUCUUUCUAUCUUUAGCUACUGGCAGACAAAGCCACCAGGAGCUGCGUUAACGUUAUGCUAAACCGUGCACCUACCAUAGUUUAUUCAUCCAGUAGUUUAUAUAUAUUGAAGCUAUACACAGUUCUACGUUACAGGUUCUCAUGCUCUCUCAGUUGUAGAGCUGUGCUCCUCUUGUCAUUUCUUUUCUUUAAAAAAAAUAAAAAAAAAAAAUAAUAAAGUGCAGUAUUCUUGACAUUCUUGCUAUAUAUACACACCUUUUUCUUGGCAUUUGAAUUAGGGAAUAGCACUCACCUAACGUUUAAGGGACACACAGCACUCACCUAACGUUUAAGGGCCACACCAGACCCCUUAAGCACUUUAACUUGUUGAAAAGCGUUAUGUGUGCAUAGUAUGUGGUCUUUUUUCCAUUUUGUGGAAAAUUAAAAUUCCAACAUUGAGAAAACGCGUCCAGGGUACUUACAUCACAUGUUUUUCAGGUAGUGGUGUGUGUGGUCUCUCCCUUGUCUGGCAGUAGCAGGUAUUGCGACAAUUUGUUAUUCCUCUCAUUCAUCUGUCCUAUUUUUGCAAAGUUUGUUUCAUUUGCCUGGAUAUCUAUGCUAUUUUUGGCGACAUGUCAUCUGUUUAAUAUAUUUUUCCUACUUGAACCCUCGAGUACCUCUGAGGGCUGCCAUGACAAUCUAAUGACAUUUGUUUAUGGCCUUUUCUUUAUUUUUAUUUUAAAUAUAUCAAUAAAUGUG
This is a messenger RNA of Pelobates cultripes (western spadefoot toad), 5299 nucleotides long. NCBI's taxonomy places the organism in Eukaryota, Metazoa, Chordata, Amphibia, Anura, Pelobatidae. The record is from the annotation of a GenBank genome assembly.